CACAAAGACAGAGGAGCUAAUUUUUUCCUUAUUUCUGCAAUUUCAAUCAUUUUCAGUCUGAACUGAAAGUAACCCACCCACCUGAUAUUUUCUGUCUGAACUUGGGUCUCGCUUGUAUUAAUAUCUUCUCCGGGCAAAGGGUUGCUAGCGAAGAACAAUGGGUGUUCUGGAUCACUUCUCCGAUCUCUUCGACUGCUCCAGCGGCAGCUCCAAGCUCAAGAAACGCAGGCAGCUGCAGACAGUGGAGGUCAAGGUGAAGAUAGACUGCGAAGGCUGCGAGCGGAAAGUGAGGCGGGCCCUGGAGGGGAUGAAAGGAGUGCAGUCCGUGGACAUCGAACCCAAGGCACACAAGGUCACAGUCGUGGGAUACGUGGACACGCACAAGGUGGUGUCUCGCAUCACCCACAGGACGGGCAAGAGGGCCGAGCGAUGGCCCUAUGUGCCAUACGACGAGGUGGAACACCCUUACGCCCCUGGGGUGUACGACAGGAAGGCUCCUGCCGGUUAUGUCAGAUACUCCUCUGACCCUCACAUGAACCAACUCGCCCGUGCCAGCUCUACUGAAGUCCGGUACACCACAGCUUUUAGUGAUGAGAAUACCGCAGCUUGUGCUGUCAUGUGAAGUGAAGGUUUUGCGGCACUGAUCAAUGACUACCAAAGUUAUAUCGGGUCAUUGGUGAUCAUUUGUUAGGUCGAUGCUGCUUAUACAUUUGUUGAACUAUGUGUGCCGUUUCUCCUUUUCUUUAUCCUGUCUUGGAAUCAUUGUGCGCGCCGUAUCGGAAUGAUAUACAAGAUCAUCAAAUCUAUAUGCAUUUGAAUCUGUUGGGUAUGUAGAGAGAUUCAUUUAUCUGAAGGAGAAGUUUUGAAUU
Punica granatum (pomegranate) is the source of this 869-nucleotide messenger RNA. Lineage: Eukaryota; Viridiplantae; Streptophyta; Magnoliopsida; Myrtales; Lythraceae. The record is from RefSeq and is a predicted model, not a curated record.